AGGGAUGGUUUUCCCUCGUUUUAUUGGCUCUCGUGUUGACGAAUGUCCACUGCCAGAUACUGGAAGGCGAUAUGCCCACAGAACUGGUUGAAUGCUACCAGAUGAACGCCAAUAAAAAACUCUAUGAUAACAGUACAUAUUCAACCUCUGCAGACAUACACGCAAAUUGUAUGCAGCUCUUUCUUUGGAAGUCAGCAAAUGUCCGUUGGAGCGAUUUUAAUAUCACGGAAAAAGAUAGGAGCUUCAUAAACUCUCUUAUAGGAUCGUUUGUACGUCGUGGUCGAACAAAGCGUCAAGCCGGCCCUGGUGGCCCCGGCGGCCCCGGACCCCGUGGCCGGAUAUUUCCCAUGACAGGGUUUAGAGUCCGACGAGAAUACAGACGACUGUCUGACAGGGAAAGAACUGCCUUCCAUGCCGCCAUUAAUCAAAUGAAAAUGUCAGGGCAGUAUAACACGUUUGCAAAUCUUCAUCAAGGAAUGGUCGUAACAUCUGCUCACGGUGGACCUAAUUUCUUAGGCUGGCACAGGGUCUACGUUGCGCUGGUUGAGGAAGCGCUACGUCGUAUUAACCGACGAAUAUCACUACCAUACUGGGAUUCAACUCUUGACUUCGACAUGACAAAUCCUGCCAACUCUAUCAUAUGGUCAGCUCCCUUUUUAGGCAACGGCGAUGGCUUUGUAACAGUUGGUCCUUUUGCAAACUGGCAAACCCCGGUCGGUCGACUGACACGAAAUGUUGGUGGCGGUAGUAGACUUUUCUCUAGGGCAGUUAUUCGAGCAAUUAUGUCUCGUUGUCGCAUACGCGAAAUAUCCGAACCUACAGCACAGGAACAGUUUAAUCUUGAACUUGCCCAUGGUGGCCCACACGUUUGGGUGGGAGGGCAGAUGUCAGGUCUAAAUACUGCUGCACAUGAUCCUGUAUUUUUCCUCCACCAUACUUAUGUUGAUUACAUUUGGGAAAUGUUCCGAAUGAGACAGGCUCGAUUUUGUGGUGUGAAUCCUUCAAGAGACUACCCACCGACAAUGGGAGAACACGCGGCACAAAGACCUAUGGAUGGUUUCCCUCAAUAUAGAAAUAUUGACGGGUAUCGUAGUUACUGGACACGAUUUUGGUAUAGAUAUGAGCGUUCUCCAACUUGUGCCAGGUGGCGACCAUUUUGUGGGACUCCAUAUCUACGAUGUGAUGUCGCAAGGCAACGAUGUGUAUCAGUUGCACGAAUGGUAGCACCGAUGGUAGCACCGGCAGCGGGUAUUGCAGGAGCAAGAGCAAGUAUGGCAUUUGGUGGAAGUCCGCCCCAAACAAUGGCUUCGUCACUUCGAGCAAGAGCACAAGAGGCAACUGUUAUGAUUGGUCCUCGAUUUAGAGCACCACCUGCGGAGCCAAGAACUCUUGAUGCCAAUAUAGGUAGAAUGGCUGGCGUUAGAAUGAGAAGAUCAGUGAAUACGACUGUUGAUACGAAUUCUAAGAAAAUAGCAAAAGCAAAAUCUUUUGGUGACUAUGGACCAAAAUUUAAUGCUCCGCCGUCUGACGGUCGAACAUCUGACGUGCUAAGUGAUACGUUUGCUGGUGGUGUUAUAGGUUUUGAUCCUAUUACUGACCCAAUGGUGCAAGAUGGAAUUGUUUUCCCAGUUUCAGAGCCACUUCCUCUUUUGCCUACUUUGGACUAUCCUGAGCCUGCAAUUAAUGAUUUGCUGAGGACACCGGCACAAAACUCAUUCUUCCUGGACGGCCAAACUAACAUUAGUAAUUGGGCUUUUAUUCCUGUCAGAGUUCUUUUCACGAAUGACAGAGAAGGUAUUUCCGCUUAUUUUCCGGAAUUCAACAGUCAAUAUCCACCAUACGUGGGUCAAUUUCCAAUGUUUCAACCACAACGUGAAAAAUGCAUUCAGGAUCCGUCCGGUGCGAUCCAGGUUAAGGUACAGUCAAGCGGACUUAAUUACCACGGAACAUUUACCGAAAAUGCAUUAAUAGAUACACAUCUUCCUAUAGAUUCAACAAUAACUUAUAUUGGAAUCAAAUCUCCGAAGAAUUCAACGACAGAAGCAAUCGUUACUGCUGUACAUUCAUGUGGAAUAAUGUGCCAAGCACAUUGUAUGAUUCCAAAUUCAAAACCAAUUGCAUUCAAGCCAUGUAAUGGUGUUUUGAAGAUAGAAGGAAACAAUACAAAUCUCUUUGGUAACACCUAUAAGGAAGCGGUGGCUAACGCCUGGAAAGGGAAGCAAUUCAAUGAUAUUCUUUCAGAGAACGUCAGAGUUGCCUUCCAUUGCUCGAUGUCCUCGGUAUCACCAUGGACUCCAAGCAUUGCGAAGCAAUCGUCCCCGCAAACAACCAAAGUAUAAAUAAAUUAGUAAAAAGUGAAGCUUGUUUAAUCAAAUAUCGCGCUGUGUAAUUAUUAUUAGAGAAACCAAGAUUUUUUAACAUUUACGAAAUGAUUAAUGAGUGUUUUAUUUUUAUUAUGAUGAAACUUUUAAGGCAGGCUAUUUUUUAUUUCACUAAAUUAGAAGAAUAAAAUCAUGACAACAUAAUUGUUUUAAUUAAACCCCAAAGAAAACGUCGUUCAUAAUCAAUAAUGCAAAACAUAAUGACUUCCUAAUUGAUAAUGUCUAAAUGUAAGCGCAAAUAAUAUAUCGAAUGCACCUGACAAAAAGUGUUUUAAAUGUAAAUAGACUUGAAAACCAAUUAUAUCAAUGCUUUCUAUUCUUAUAAAAGUGUGCGUGUGUCUUCCUAAAAAACCAAUUCAAAACAAAUGUUUGAAAUUGAAGCCAUCGAUGUUAGUGGGUAUUAUAAUUUAUCGACCACAAAGUAUGCCAAAUAACCCUUUGUUGAUAAACACAUUUGUAUAUGUUUUUUUUUUUUCAAUUAGCAACACAGAUGUGGAUUCCAACUACGGCAUCAGCUUGAGCACCGAGAAUUAUAUUCUAGAAAGAUUCAAUUAAAAUUAAAUAAGAUCCGAUUUUA
Molecule: messenger RNA, 2958 nt
Organism: Ruditapes philippinarum (Manila clam)
Lineage: Eukaryota; Metazoa; Mollusca; Bivalvia; Venerida; Veneridae
Exons: 4
Coding region: 72-2339 (755 amino acids)
Molecular function (GO): oxidoreductase activity
Source: RefSeq, a predicted model, not a curated record